AUGGACCCAGCAAAGUUGUUUGGGAAGGCUAGCAAAGAAGCAGCCGUCGACGCUGCGGCCCAAGCCGAGUUCAGCGAGAAGAAGCGCGUAUGGAUCCCAGACGCAACCGAGGGCUUUCUGCCGGGAUGGAUCAAGAGCGAGCCGUCGUCGACUAGUUCCGGUACCGAUGACACCGCUGAAGUCGUUGUCGCAGCGACCGGCGAGACGAGAACAGUGCCGGUCCACACCCUCUCACCCAUGAACCCGCCCCAGUUCGACGGUGUUGAGGACAUCGCGGAACUCACCCACCUGAACGAGGCCAGUGUUGUCAACGAUCUCCGCUUGCGCUAUGGGGCUGGAAGUAUUUACACAUAUUCUGGUCUAUUCCUCAUCUCCCUCAAUCCUUAUCGUCCCCUCCCUAUCUACACUCCCAAGAUCAUCGCGCAGUAUCGCACAAAGAGGCGAGAGGAAAACGCUCCACACAUCUUUGCCAUUGCCGAGCGAGCGUGGCAACAGAUCGGCGAGGAACGGGAGAGUCAGAGCAUUCUCAUUACCGGAGAAUCAGGAGCUGGAAAGACCGAGAACACGAAGAAAGUCAUCCAGUACCUCGCCGCGAUCGCGAGCUCGAAUGACACGACGUCUUCCGCUUCCUCGGCGCCACUCGCAGGACUCCCGCGGUCCUCCAGCUUCAAAGGAAAGGACGUAGCGGAAUUGGAACUCGCGUCUCUCUCCAGCCGGCAUGGCGACCUGGGUCUUCUGGAGCAGCAGAUCCUCCAGGCCAACCCUAUUCUGGAGGCUUUCGGAAACGCACAGACGAUGCGGAACAACAACUCGUCCCGUUUCGGAAAGUUCAUCCGCAUCUUCUUCUCUCCUUCAGGAGCCAUCGCUGGGGCCAACAUUGACUGGUAUCUCUUGGAGAAGAGUCGAGUGACUGCCCGUGCGGAGGGAGAACGCAGUUUCCACGUCUUCUACCAGCUGCUCAAAGGAGCCAAGCAGUCCGGACUCAGUGAUAAACUUCUUCUCGAGGAUGGACCGGACAAGUACCAUUUCCUCUCGCAGUCUCUUCUCCAGAUCGACGGAGUUGACGACCUUGCCGAGUGGAAGCUCCUCAAGGAUGCCCUCGACAUUGUCGGCUUCACGGGAGCUGAGCAGUUUGAGAUGUUCCGCGUUGUUGCUGUCAUUCUCCAUAUUGGCAACCUCAUCCUCACUGGGUCAUCUGCAGACCAGGCCUUCCUACCACCGGACUUGCAGCCUGUUGCUGAGCGCGUGUGCCAUCUCCUCGGUGUCCCAGUUAAGGACUUCAUGAGAUCGGUCUUAACACCUAAAGUCCGUGCUGGUCGCGAGUGGGUCACGCAUGCCCGUUCCAAGAAACAGGCAGAGGAUGAGUUGGCUGCUCUCUCGAAGUUCAUGUACGAGAAGACGUUCGGCGGGAUGGUCGACCGCAUCAACAAGGCGCUGGACCGCCCUAGCACCAAGUCCCUCUCCAUCGGUGUGCUUGAUAUCGCUGGUUUCGAGAUCUUCGACGUCAACAGCUAUGAGCAGCUGCUCAUCAACUACACAAACGAGAAACUGCAGCAGUUCUUCAACUUUCACAUGUUCACUCUCGAGCAGGAGGAGUACUCACGUGAGGGUAUCAAGUGGAACUACGUCAACUUUGGUCUCGACCUCCAGCCGACCAUCGAGCUCAUUGAGAGCUCCCAACCUAUCGGCAUCCUCUCGAUGCUCGACGAGGAGUGCAUCAUGCCCAAGGCGACGGACGUCUCGUUCACCGAAAAGGUUGCGGGCCUCUGGGAGCUGCCCAAGGGUGCUGGUGCUGGUGCGAGUGCAUCCAAGAGCUCGCACCUCGGUACUUCCAAGUUCCACUCUUUGCGGUUCGGCAAGGGCUUCGUCGUCAAGCACUACGCUGGCGACGUCGAGUACAGCACCAAGGACUGGCUACAGAAGAACAAGGACCCGAUCAACGACGCAGUGGCUCGCCUUCUCUCGCAGUCCGAGGUACCUGCGAUCAAGUCUAUGUUCUCAGAGUACGCAGAGGACGCGACCUCGAACGUCGGCGGGAAGCGCAUUAAGCGUGGCGCGUUCCGCACUGUUGGCCAACGUCACAAGGAGCAACUCGGUCAGUUGAUGAAGCAGCUCGCCAGCACCCAACCUCACUUCGUUCGCUGCAUUGUGCCCAACACAGCCAAGAAACCGGGCAAGGUCGACGUCAACAUUGUCCUCGACCAACUCCGCUGUAACGGCGUCAUUGAGGGCAUCCGCAUCGCUCGUCUGGGCUACCCCAACCGCCUCCCGUUCGCGGAGUUCCGUCAGCGCUACGAGGUGCUUGUGCCUGGUGUCGUACCGCAGGGUUACAUGGAUGGUCGAAAGGCCGCCGAGCUUAUCGCCAUCGCGCUCGAGCUCGACUCUGAAUUCUAUGCUGUGGGCACCACCAAGAUCUUCUUCAAGGCCGGCAUCCUCGCCGAGCUGGAGGAGCGCCGUGACAAUCUUCUUACGGACAUUUUCCGGCGCUUCCAGGCUGCUGCGCGCAUGCACAUCCACCGGCGCCGGAUUAACAAGCUCAUCAACAGAGCUCAGGCCGUUCGGACGAUCCAGCGCAACGCUCGCGCUUAUAUCGAGCUGCGCGACUGGCCGUGGUGGUCACUCUACACCAAGGUUCGCCCACUGCUGGCCGCUACGCGCACCGACGACGAACUUGCCAAGAAGCGUGCUGAGCUUACAAUGGCCAAGGAGCGUGCAGAGCGCGACGAGGCGGAGAAGCUGCGCUUGGAAGAACUCCGAACCUCUCUGCUCGCUGAGAAGGAGAAGGUCGAGAAGGACCUAACCUCUGAGCGGUCGCUGGCCCUCGAGAAGGAACAGAUGCUGGAGCGCUCCAAGGUUCACGAGGCGGAGCUGAACGACCGCGUGGCGGAGCUCGAGACUGAGAUGGAGAAGCUCAACAUCGCACGCGACGAUGCCACAGCAACCAACGAGAAGCAAGCGGUUAAUCUCGCCGACGCGCAGCUUCAGAACACGCAGCUCCACAAGAAGAUCGAGCUCCUGGAGAAGCUCAGCACUGAGCAGAAGGCACGCGAGACCGACGUCAUGGGCAAACUCAGCAAGGAGAUUGAAUCAACGACGAAGAUCGAGAACGAGAAGAACGACCUGGCUCGCCAGCUCGAAGACCUGCGUAGAGACGUGGCGAAGCGCGACGACGCGUCACGUCGGGCCAAGGAGAAGGUUGAUGGCCACGCCACCGAGCUUCAGAAGCUGCUUUCCGAGGAGAAGAAGAAGAGCGAAGGCCUCGCCGCCCAAAUCGUUGCACUCAACAGGGACGCGAAGCGACGGGACGACGAGCUUAGAGACGUCCAAGAGAUGUCCAAGGCACACGAGAGCACUAUCAGCGCCAAGCAACUCGCCAUCACCGACCUUGCUCACAAGCACGCCGCCUCCGUUAAGGCGCACGAGGCAAGCGAGGCUGUCAACACUCGCCUUAAGUCAGAGAUCGAGAACCUCAAGGUGACCAUUUCUUCGCGCGACAAGGAGAAGCAGACCGAGGGCGCCGAACGCACCAAGCUCCUAAAGUCUCUCGAUGAGCUGCGGACGGUCAUGGAGACUAAGACAUCGGAGGGUAUUAAGCUCCGUGAGGCUGAGAAGAGCCGUCAGGUCGAGAUUGCCGGGCUGCGUACAGAGGCAACCCAGCACCAAAAGAGCCUCGAGGACUUCAAGCGCAUCACGCGCGAGGCAGCGAGUAAGCUCAAGCUCGAGGUUGAUGCACUGCGCCAGCGCCACAGCGCCGCAGAGAAGGAGCUCAAAUCGACGACUGAGCGCCUGCGAUCCAAGACUAGCGACUUUGAGAAGCUCGAGGCGGCUGCUGCGAACGCAAACAAGUCGCACAAGGGUGUACAGGCUGAGCUCGAGUCGACACGUACUCUCCUCAAAUCGACCGAGAAGGAGCUACGUACUUCCCAGAUCAUGGGAGAGGACCUGCAGCGUGCCCUGCGCGAGAAGGACGACAAAUUUGCCGACCUCGAGGACGCGCUCCUCCCUCUCGAACACGAGCGUGAUAUCCUUCGCAAGCGCCUCGAGGAAGCUAACACGCAACUGGCGAGUGAGAUCACCAAGCGGCAAGGAUUCCAGCGUCAGAUCCACAGCAUGGAGGAGCAGGUUAUCGCGCACCGCAACGACCUCAACGAGCUGGAGCGUGACCUCACUGACGCUGCUGGCAACAUCCAGCAGCGCGACAGCGAGAUUGCGCUGCUGCGCAGCCGCGAGAACAAGACGAUUGUCGAGCACGUUCACGUCCUCGAGUCGGCCAAGAAGGUCACCGACCGACAGCUCAAGGAGCAGGUCAACGAGAACAAGCGUCUGAACCAGAUUCUCAAGUCAUUGGAAACGCACCGCAACCGCCUGCAGGCCGACCUCGACGACGCACAGAUGGAGGUCGAGUCGCUCAAGAAGACCAAGAACAAAGCAAUCCGGCAGGCGCGAGCGUCGCUCGGCAUGGAGGACAAGGGCUCGGCCGCACUUCUGGAGGAAGAACGGCGCGCGCGCGCUCAGGCAGAGGCACGGGCAGCGGCUCUGGAGCGUGAUCUCGCAGACGCAAAGCGGCGUACGUCUGUGGCCGCACUGAGUCCCAAGCGUACCGUUUCCGGCUCCGGUGACAUCAAGCUGCAGCGGGCACUCGAUGAGAUAUCUCGCCUACAGAAGGAGAACACCCGCCUGAGCGAGUCACGGCACGCGAAGCGCGGGAGCCGCGAUGAACUGCUGCGCGGGCUGCAGCAGAGCUCGGAGGCACUUGGGCGAGACAUGAGCGACCAGCUGCGGCGGCUCGACGCGGCCAACCGCAGGGUUGGCUCAAACAGCGUGGACGUGGAGAAGAAGCGCCUUGAGUUAGAGCUCGCAGGGGUGCGGCAGCAGCUCGACGACGAACGCGAGGAGAAGGACUUCUUGCUGGCUAAGCUCACGGGCGACAGCAAGGGCAAGAAGCCUCCCUAUGAACAGGCUAUGUACAGCCACUUUCGUCUCAAGGCCAAGGCACUGCGUUCACAGCUCGACCACUGGCUCGCCAUGGAGGACCUGAACGCCAACAACGGUAAGCUCACGCCGCACUCGACGGGUGGGAGCUCGAGCUUGCCCUUCACCGAGGACGUGGUGCGCCUCAAGGAGCUCCUCAGCCAGCUCGACCACGAGACGUCGCCUUUCACGCGGCGGUAG
This is a messenger RNA of Cutaneotrichosporon cavernicola, 5172 nucleotides long. RefSeq lists its product as uncharacterized. The record is from RefSeq and is a predicted model, not a curated record. The coding region runs from base 1 to 5172 and encodes 1723 amino acids. Gene Ontology annotation, molecular function: ATP binding; microfilament motor activity; actin filament binding. Gene Ontology annotation, cellular component: myosin II complex; mitotic actomyosin contractile ring; cytoplasm. Gene Ontology annotation, biological process: mitotic actomyosin contractile ring contraction. The transcript is spliced from 9 exons. Lineage: Eukaryota; Fungi; Basidiomycota; Tremellomycetes; Trichosporonales; Trichosporonaceae.